This is a messenger RNA of Arabidopsis thaliana (thale cress), 3342 nucleotides long. It is a transcript of the gene TKL, whose product is annotated as TIC-like protein. Bases 180 to 3116 code for a protein of 978 amino acids. The transcript is spliced from 11 exons. Lineage: Eukaryota; Viridiplantae; Streptophyta; Magnoliopsida; Brassicales; Brassicaceae. Gene Ontology annotation, biological process: regulation of circadian rhythm. The record is from RefSeq and is marked reviewed.
UCGUCUCUCUUACAUCCUUUUUUCCAGGGGUAGGUUUUUUCUGUGCACAAAACAUUUGAGGAGAAGGAGACGACGAGAGCUCUGAAACUGAAAUACAGAGAAGGAAGCUUCAAAACUUUGAAGGAGUGGAAUCUGAUUUUACUCAGUUGAUGGGAGCUUAGUCUUUCUAGCUUGCAUUAAUGGAUAAACCCAGGGAAGCUCGAAGAUCAACGACAAACAUGGCUGCAUCAAACGGAGUUACUAAACGGAGGCAGAGAAUCUCAGAAAACAGUCGUGAGCAGAUGCAUCAGGAGGUGGCGACGGUGAGAGAUCGACCGGGGAAGAAAGAGCGAGAUCCGGAAUCGUUCAAUCGGAGUAAGAGGAGAAGAAGCGAGAGGUUCGCGCCGAGGAACGAGAGAGAUGUGGAAGAAGAUAGCUCGGAUGAGAGUCAAGGAGACGACGAUUAUCAUCAGAGGAAGAGCUUCUCGUCGGGUCGAAUCCCCAGGCAUGCGGCGUCUUUGAUGGUCGCCGAUGAAAUGAUCGGCGUACCUGUCCCGAGAAAGGCUCGCUCAGCAUGUUUAAAGAGGUCGCAUGACUGCCGGACUUCGUCGGGAAGCCAUAGCUGCGAAGUCGUUUCACCGUCUUCUUCAACUCUUUCCGUCAAAGAGAGAAAGAUUGUAAACGGAUCCAAAUCCCGGAUACCCAAACCACCGAAAUCCUCCGGCACGGUUGAGGACGACUUGGAGAUCGAAAUAGCAGAGGUUCUCUCCGGAUUGAAAAAGCAGCCUCAUAGCUCAAAGAGAGGAGACGAUUCGGAGAAUUCUCAAAAAUCAUCGGAGGUUAAAGGUAUUAAGCAGUUACCUGCAGGUGUAGAGAUUUGCGGUUUAUUCACUUGUAAAGCGAGAUUCGACUCAGCCAACAUUGAUAAAUCGACCAACGGAGCUAAAACUUCGUUAGUAGUCGCCUCAGAUAUUGUGGAUGAGAAAGAACCAAGGGUAUCAGAGGGUCCACAAUUGGAAAACAACAAAGAUGAGAGUCAUUGUAUUAGUAAGCUCGAUAUUCAUCUCAUGGUUCCUCCAACAUUGCCUUCCUCUUCAGGGAGAGUUUCUCUUCUCCCACUCGUUUCUGAUUAUUGCAAGCGAGAUAGUGCUCUAAAGAGCAAAGAGAAGAUUACUGUCAAGAAUGAGAUGAAUCCAGAAGAAGUCAAACAAAAGAAGGUUGAUAAACGUUACUGGCUGAAUCUUGAUAUAGAGGGGCCGAAUCAAGAGACCGACAGAGACUCUAAUUUAAGAUUACAGAAUUUGGAUUGGAGCCAACCUCAGCAGGCUAAAUCUGCUCCGCACAGUUCAGUCUUACCUUUGCCAGUAGCUGUAGCCAGCUGGCCUAGCGGGGUUCCUCCUCAGGGACAUGUAGCCCUGAUCCAGACCGGUAAACCUGUGGAUGAAAGCAAUGGAUCUUCUAAAUUAGUGCAGGGUGCUCCAAUUUCUGCCUCUCAGCCUAGGCCUAAAAGGUGUGCCACACACUUUUUCAUAGCUCGGAACAUUCAGCUACAUCAGCAUUUCCUCAAAACAAACCAUCUCCCUACACCAAACAAAGGUUCUGUUUAUCUGAAAGGUGGUGACUUGAGGCCAACCGCUGGAAACCCAUCCUUGCAUGGAAGCUCUCCUAUUCUCAGUUUAAACUCCCAACCACACGUUAGAAACGGAGAUAAUAUUUCUGCGCCUAAUGUUAAAGCCUCUGAAAGUGGUCAUUUUGCCUCAACCAGACAGAAUAAACCUCAACCACCCCCUGCAUCAAUUAGUGUAGUGCCUGCUCCAGCUUUUAUCUACCCCGCAAACCACCAUUUGCAACCAGUCAUGGUACCUUCUAAAUCAUCUCGCCCAACCAAGAGCCCCCAUUUGGCUGUUGGUUUAGCAUCUGCUAACUUCAGCCAUCCAAGUUCAUCAGCCAGCGAAGUUUCUUCUCCAUACUUAACAGUUAUUCCAAACAAUGCAUAUUCCUUUCAACUGUCAUCAACCAUCAGAGGUGGGACUCCAAGCCAGGCGGUGCCUUUCUACAAUGGGUCUUUUUACUCGCCUCAGAUGUUCCAACAACCUCCUCAGCCUCUGCAGAGACAGAGUCAAGCCCAGAGGGAGUCAAAGGCAUCAAGCUGUUCCUCAUCUUCCCACAGGCAACCGCAAGUUAGUGUGAAUAGUCUUUCAAGCCAAGCUAAUGUUCAGCAACACCGUCAAAUGUCACAAAAGUUUGAGGUAGCUGGAGUUAACACUGAUUCAAGGGGUAGCCACACUCAGAAAGGAGGCCCAUUUGGCCAGAUCAUGGCAGCCCCUGUUCAGCCACAAAACUUUUCCAUGUCGUUUGCGUCUAUCGCCAGCAGUGCUCCCCCUGCAACUCUGAAUUUUUCCUCCAAUGGCUAUCACAUCUCUACACCUCCUGGUGUUGCUCACCAGAAAAACCAUCAAUCAAGUGAGGCAAAGACUGGAGGUGGAAGCUGUUCAAGCAAUGCCGAAGACCCGAAAAAGAAUCUUCAAGGGAAGCCUCAAGGGAUGAUGAAUGGACAUACGCUGGUUUUUGACAAUCCAUCGAGAACCCUCAACUUUGUUUCUGGUACUUGGCCUCCUCCUGCAGCAACAGCAAUAAACGGAGACCCUUCAGUGUUUACGCAGCAUCUCACGCAGAGGCAGCAGCAAUCUGGUCGGAGUAAAAUGAUGAUGACUCAUUCGCAGGCUGACUCUGUUUCUGCCACGUCAUCCCAGUGGAAAAACCCUGCAACCUCAUCAUCACUCACGUCGUGUACUUCCUUAAACCUCAAGCAGUUCCAGUCGCAGCAGCAGAUCAGAACACACGGACAGACACAGAUUUCUUUUGCAGCACCAACAAAUCCGCAGCCUUCUCAGGGGAAACAGGGGAGAUCUGGUGGCUCUUCUCCUUCAGUCACUGGGUCUGCUUCACAUGGCAAACCAGCGAACUCUAAGGUCAGCAAUAGCAAAGCCUUGCUAUUAUCACCUGUUCCUUUGUCACAGGAACACACAGAGAAUCCAGCUUCCGGGUCGACCCAAAAAAACUCUCCCGUUUGUGGAAGGACCGUGCCACCGAUUAUAACUUCGUGCCCUGGUCAUCUGUCCGAGCUUAAGUACUAGUUCCAUCGAAGCAGACGUAUGAAGCCACCAUUUUUGCAGUGUCUAGCUUCGAAUUUAGGCUAUUCCUAGAUGAGGUAAUACCCUAAUGGUUAGUGAAAGUACCUCUUCUCUAGGGAGUGAACGCUUUGGAUCGGUAUCUAAAUUGUUUUAUGUUAUGGGGUCGAUUGUUCUAUCAUUAUGAUUGGUCUGGUAGACUCUAGUGUAGAUAUUUAGACUAACAAAACCC